AUGGACAAGUCACUUGAAAAGGAACAUGCCCUGAUGUUGCCCCCAAGUGAAGAGAUGAUAAACAAGUGGGCUGCAGCUUCUGGCCAGGUUUCACUGAACUCCAUGAUUCUUCCAGCUGCUUUGUAUUUUUGGCAAAUACCCCAUUUUAUGGCCCUCGCAUAUCUGUGUCGCAGUGAUUAUGCUGCUGGAGGCAAAUGGUCACUGCACAUAAUUUUUAGCACCAGGGGGAAUGUUGAAAGUGAUGGAUAUUUUAGGGGAACGUGGGACCCUGGGCGCUUAUGGUUCAAGAUGUUCUCUCUUGCUGACGCUACUGGUCAGAGGACUGCUGCAGUAGCUCUGAGGAACUGCCUGUAUCUGGUUCCAUUGGGAGUUUUAGCCUAUGAUUGGGGUGUGACAUCUGGAUGGUUUUGUCUUGAAUCAUUAUUUCUUACUCUAGCAAUAAGUGCCUCUGCAUUUUCAUUCUAUCGAGAUCGAACAGCACAGAAUGCAAGGAGGAUGUUUCAUGCGAGCCUUUUGUACCUUCCUGUGUUCAUGUCUGGGCUCCUUCUUCAUCGUAUCCCCGAGAACCAACAAUGCCUUUCAGAAUACAAUUCAGAUAGGGUCUCUGAGUUGGAAGCCGUAGCACAAGGCAGUGAAAACCUUAAGCAUAGGAACAAGGUAAUGUGUUCUGAAAUUGGCAAGCAAGCUCGGGCACCUGUGGCAUAUGCUUCUGCUGCACCAUUUCCUUUUCUGCCUGCUCCUUCAUACGCAACUUAG
Molecule: messenger RNA, 756 nt
Organism: Dovyalis caffra
Lineage: Eukaryota; Viridiplantae; Streptophyta; Magnoliopsida; Malpighiales; Salicaceae
Source: the annotation of a GenBank genome assembly